This is a messenger RNA of Diutina rugosa, 471 nucleotides long. RefSeq lists its product as uncharacterized. Gene Ontology annotation, biological process: protein histidyl modification to diphthamide. Bases 1 to 471 code for a protein of 156 amino acids. Lineage: Eukaryota; Fungi; Ascomycota; Pichiomycetes; Serinales; Debaryomycetaceae. The transcript has a single exon. The record is from RefSeq and is a predicted model, not a curated record. Gene Ontology annotation, molecular function: metal ion binding.
AUGCGUAGCUACUACGACGUGCUCGGCGUGUCUGCCCAAGCCACCAGCGACGAGAUCAAAGAGGCGUACAAGAAUAAACUCUUUGCUGCCCAUCCCGACAAGUCAUCGCAAUCUUCAGACAACUCCGAGGUCACCACCCUCAAACAGGCCUACGCCAUUCUCCGCGACGCCGUGUCCAGGAAACAGUACGACGCUGAGUUCAAACAUGAUCUCAAGGUGAAAGGUUUCGAUGUCACUGCCGACGGCUUGGACGUGUAUCUGCUUGAAGACUUCACUGAGGACGAAGUCGAUGGAGAGUACGUGUGGUUUCUUGACUGUCCUCGAUGCACUGGUCACCGCAGUAUGUCGUUAACUGAGACCGAUUUGGAUGAGUGUGGCACUGCUGACGGCAGUGGCGGGUUCAUGAUUGUCGUCCAGUGUUCAACGUGCUCGUUGUGGAUUAAAGUGACUUAUGCGGUGGCUGACGACUGA